AAAACUUAACGUAUUACACCAAUCAUACAAUAAGGAAUAAAGCCUGCACCCCUUCUCGACCGUUAAACUACGAACACCAACGGUUCAGAUCCCACAAGGAUCUUGUUUCUCUCUCUGUCUUCAUAAAACUCUUCCCUCGUUGUUACCUAAACAUUAGUUCAAACUCUCUCUCUCUCUCUCUCUCUCUCUCUCUCUCUCUCUCUCUCUCUGCUGUUAUAUUAAAGUUCGCAAUGGCUUUUCGGUGUUAGUAAGAGGCGAAAAUGGUGAGGGGCAGCAUUGGAAUUUUAAAGACACUGGCGGUGUUGUUUCUUGCAGUAUGGCAAACGGCGGCGUAUAGGGAGCUGAGCCGGCAGCCGCAGCAGGAGCAGGAGCAGCAACAACAACACCGGAAUGCUUACGCCGCGAUGAUGUACAUGGGGACGCCGAGGGACUACGAGUUCUAUGUUGCCACACGUGUCAUGAUCAGAUCACUCGUCAAGCUCAACGUGAAGGCGGAUCUCGUCGUCAUUGCCUCGCCGGACGUUCCACUCCGAUGGGUCCAAGCCAUGGAACAGGAAGAUGGGGCAAAGGUGGUGAGAGUGGAAAAUCUGAACAAUCCAUACAAGGAUCAGCACAAUUUUGAUAAAAGAUUCAAGUUAACCCUGAACAAGCUCUAUGCAUGGAGCCUAGUGCAGUAUGACAGGGUGGUCAUGCUCGAUUCAGACAAUCUCUUUCUCCAAAAUACUGAUGAGCUCUUCCAAUGUGGUCAAUUUUGUGCUGCUUUCAUUAAUCCUUGCAUCUUUCACACUGGCCUCUUUGUGUUGCAGCCAUCAAUGGAAGUGUUCAAGGACAUGCUCCAUCAGUUGGGUAUUGGGAAAGACAAUCCUGAUGGUGCUGACCAGGGUUUUAUUGGUGGUUACUUCCCUGACUUGCUUAGUCAGCCCUUAUUCCAUCAACCUCCUGAUGGCUCCAAGCUUAAUGGAACCUACAGACUUUCUUUGGGAUAUCAAAUGGAUGCUUCUUAUUACUAUCUUCGACUACACUGGAGCGUACCCUGCGGACCUAACAGCGUGAUUACUUUCCCUGGUGCACCAUGGUUGAAGCCAUGGUAUUGGUGGUCGUGGCCUGUGCUUCCAUUGGGCAUUUCGUGGCAUAAACAACGUCAUAAUACUCUCGGGUAUGGUGCAGAGAUGCCUGUGUUCGUUUUCCAGGUCUUCAUACUUUUUGGAAUACUAGCAAUGACACGACUAGCACGCCCCAACAUGUCAAAAUUGUGCUAUAAGCGCUCGGACAAGGGCAUAAUACACACAGCCCUUAAGCUAAUAGCUAUGUUAUCCAUUCUAGCUGCUUACACAGUACCUUUCUUGGUCAUUCCUCACACGAUUCAUCCAAUAUUAGGCUGGAGUCUAUAUUUCCUAGCUUCUUUCACUCUCUGCUUCAUUGCAAUCAAUGCAUUUUCGCUACCAAUGCUGCCUGUAUUAGUACCGUGGAUUGGCAUUUUCGGUGUCCUUUUGGUCAUGGUCUGUCCUUGGUUUCCAAACGGUGUUGUAAGAGCUCUCUCAGUGUUUCUCUAUGCAUUCUGUGCAGCACCAUUCUUAUGGGUGGCCAUCGUGAAGAUCAUGACAUCUCUUCAAGCUUCACUUGAAAGGGAAGCAUAUUUUCCUAAAAUUGGGUGAAUCCUCUCCUAGGGUCUGAAGUUUGAACAUUGAUAAGGCAUUUACAGGUCCUAGCAAGAUACUGCUAGAACUGGAAGAGGAAGACAAGUUUCAGUCAGAUGUAGCAACUUCGUUGGAAGUUUGUCAACUUUGGGGAUGAGGCAGAAUGAGUAAAAUGGAAGCAGCGAUUUUGCAUAAUUUUCCGUGGCCUUUGUACUAAAAAUCGCAUUGGUAUUAGUUUGAACCGAACAGCAAGGGACUGGCACAAGGAAAACCAUCUGUAUUUAUACCAAAUUGCUAUUAUUUGAUUUUGGCUUUAUAUGGU
This is a messenger RNA of Argentina anserina (silverweed cinquefoil), 1959 nucleotides long. RefSeq names its product putative glucuronosyltransferase PGSIP8. The record is from RefSeq and is a predicted model, not a curated record. Lineage: Eukaryota; Viridiplantae; Streptophyta; Magnoliopsida; Rosales; Rosaceae. The coding region runs from base 261 to 1655 and encodes 464 amino acids. Gene Ontology annotation, molecular function: glycosyltransferase activity. The transcript has 5 exons.